This is a messenger RNA of Archocentrus centrarchus (flier cichlid), 3077 nucleotides long. Its product is annotated as transcription factor Sp3-like. The record is from RefSeq and is a predicted model, not a curated record. The transcript has 9 exons. NCBI's taxonomy places the organism in Eukaryota, Metazoa, Chordata, Actinopteri, Cichliformes, Cichlidae. Gene Ontology annotation, molecular function: DNA-binding transcription factor activity, RNA polymerase II-specific; RNA polymerase II cis-regulatory region sequence-specific DNA binding. Gene Ontology annotation, biological process: regulation of transcription by RNA polymerase II. The coding region runs from base 222 to 2189 and encodes 655 amino acids.
CUUUUUGUGUUUCCCGCACCGUCAAUCAAAAUAGAAAAAAAAAUCGACCCGAAUUCGCCGAUCAACACUGGCCCGCCUUUGAUAAAAUAAUCAUGUUCGGAGUUUAGUUGAUCCAAUAAUCCCCCGGGUUACUACCACUCACGCUAUGACUGGUACGUAAACGUUCAGCGCAUCGAAGCGUGCAGCUAAUCGCACCAGAGCAGCCUCUGAAACAAGGAGAAAUGGCGUCCGCGGACGUGGACAGCAGUCAAAACGAGUUUCUGCAACCCGGCGGCGCCGCGGAAACACAGACUACAGAUAUGUCAGCCAUUCAGCUGACGGGCUCAGAUCGAUGGGAGGUGUUGACUCCUGUCUCGUCUGGGAAGGAAGAUCAGGGAGUCGUUCACAUUCCAAACUCGGGGAUUAUCACAUCCAAUGGGCAGUAUGUGCUUCCUAUUGGGAGUAUUCCCAGCCAGCCCAUAUAUGUUACAGCAUCUGGGGGUGAGGCUGCAGCAAAUGGAGUGCCGGGCAUUCAGUAUCAGGUCAUCCCUCAAAUCCAAAAUGCAGAUGGGACAAUUGCAGGAUUCCCCACACAGGGUUUGGAUGAUGGUACGGGGCACAUUCAGCUACUCCAAGAUGGAAGCCAGGGAAGCAUUGGAAUCAGCUGUGCUACAACAGCAUCCACAGAUCUCUUGACACAGGCAGGGCAGGUUCAGUCGAUCCAAGGCGUUUCGUUAGCGGGAGGUUCGGCGUACACAGGUACUGUGCCUGUGGGGCUUCCUGGCAACAUAACAUUUGUCCCAAUAAACAGUGUGGAUCUGGAGUCGUUGGGGCUGACCGGAGCUCACACGGUCCCCAUCGCAACAGGGGUCACACCUGAAGGCCAGUUGAUUAUGAGCAGCCACGCUCUGGAGAGCCAGAGCCAGGACACUGGAGCCAAACAGUCACUGGUCACUGUGAAUGACCCGAGCACCAACCAAGAGCUCUACGUGCCAACGACCACAACCACUUCCUCUUCCAACUCCGCCCAACUUCCCGAGACCAUUGACGGCACUGGAGUUCUCACCCAGGCGACUGCCGUGUCUGCAGGCGUGUCUGAUCCCUCGUCCUCAGAAAACUUCAACUCCCACAACCACCUGCAUCAAAUCCAGGUGUCAUCCUCCAAUGCCACCACUAUCUCACAGCCCAUCCUGCAGCUGUCUGGGGACAGUCAGGCCCAGGUAGCCCAGGUGGCUCAGGGUCAGGACCUGACAGCAGCAGCAGGUCAGACCCUACAGAGUGUGCAGCUGGUCAACCCAGGGACCUUCCUCAUCCAGGCUCAAACUGUCACUGCUACCGGACAGAUCCAGUGGCAGACGUUCCAGGUUCAGGGUGUACAGUCACUCCAAGGACUCCAAUUGCCCCAGGGCCAGGGCCAGGCCCAACAGUUGACCUUAGCCCCAGUCCAGACCCUUCCCCUGGGCCAGACAGGCCAGGUCAGCCUGCCCAACCUCCAAACAGUCACAGUUAACUCUGUAACACAAACUGGAGUCCAGUACUCACAGGGAGAGGAUGCAAGCAGUCCAGCAGGUAUCCAAAUAAAGGAAGAGCCAGACUCUGAAGAGUGGCAGCUGAGCGGGGAUUCUACGCUGAAUCCCAGUGACCUGAACAACCUGCGGGUUCAGAUGGGAGAGGAAGACAUGGAGACGCCAAGCGGGGAGGGCAAGAGGCUCCGCAGAGUCGCCUGCACCUGCCCCAACUGCAAAGAGUCUGGAGGAAGGGGUUCGGGCAUGGGGAAGAAGAAGCAGCACAUCUGCCACAUCGUCGGCUGCGGGAAGGUUUAUGGGAAGACGUCCCACCUCCGAGCUCACCUGCGCUGGCACAGCGGCGAGAGACCCUUUGUCUGCAACUGGAUGUUCUGUGGGAAGAGGUUCACCAGGAGUGACGAGCUGCAGAGACACAGGAGGACGCAUACAGGAGAGAAGAAGUUCGUGUGCUCAGAGUGCUCCAAGAGGUUCAUGAGGAGCGACCACCUGGCCAAGCACAUAAAGACUCACCAGAAUAAAAAAGGCGGUGUGCCCCCCUCCACGUCUCCGCCCACCACCGACGCCGUCAUCACCACAGACGGAACCACGCUCAUCCUCCAGACCACCACCGCGCACGACCUUGUAGCCAAUCAGGAGAUCCCCUUGCAGCUGGUCACAGUGGCGCCCAGUGAGGUCAUUGAAUGAGAGUGGAUGGCAGGGUCGAUGUGGUGAGGUGGCUUCUUGAGAACUAGCCUAUCAAAGGGACCUCUUGGGGCCCCCCCCCCCUUUUUUUUGUUUGUUUUUUUUGUUUUUUACAUAUGAAUAUAUACCUAAAUGUAUAUGACAAAUAUAUAUAUUUUAAGUAAGAGUUAUCUUGACUUUAUGUUUGUUUUUUGCAGUCUUUUUAUAGGCGGGCAAAAAGAAAUAACAUUAAAAUGUGUUUGCUAUGUAUACAUGCUCUCUCUCACAUCCACACACACACAUUAACACUCAAAACACAACAUGAAUACUCAACACAAUGAAAUGCCUUAUUUUGUAUUAUACUCUUGUAUAAAAUGCUGGAGGUGCAUGUGUAUUUUUUUUGUUUUUGUUUCUUUUUUAAAAAAAAAAAGCUUUGCAGAUGAUGUAACUGUAACAGAGAUAAAUGUGUGUGAAAUCAGAGGGAGGAAAAGGAAGCAGUAGAAAUUCUGUGAGUUCUGACAAAUCCGGGCGCUCUGUUUGAAGCAGCGCGGCGUCCACACUGCCACCUAAACAACUGAUUUUAAAGUAGUUUUAAUGUUUUUUGGAAAGGCGCCGAUUCGCUUUCUUGCCGAGAGUAAAAUCUAGCACCUAAAAAGCUCAUCGCUUUGCCUCUUGUAUGUUUGAAUCUGGUACCAACACCCCUGCUGUCUUUAUGCUAAGGGUAACCAGCUGCUCACAGGGCCUUGACGCUUGGCAUACAGACUUUAGUAAGACGGCAAAUCAGCUUAUUUUCUUAACCCAAUCAGGGCAGCGGUGCUGAUGUCACGCUGCUCCAUGCAGAGCACAGGUGCAGCUGCUGGGUCAGAGUAGGAUGACAGUGCCACCAUUAACUGGUCUGAAGUUCAUGUUUUU